AUGUGGCGUGCCCAAGCUGGCCAUAAAAUUCAAGCGAACAAUGAUUCGGAUGACGAUUGGGAGACCGAGGCCGACUUUGAGAAUACAGCCGAUGAUAGUGUUACAAAAGCACAAGCGAGAACCUUUGGGGACAAAAACAACCCUAGUGUUAUAAAUGCGGUCGCGACAGAGCACGAAAAUACAAAAGCCAACUUCCUUCAUCAUUCCCAAAAAGACCAUUCUCACGGCUUCGGCGGCAAAUUUGGCGUCCAGGAAGACAGAAAAGAUGCUUCUGCGGUAGAUUUUUCGUACGACGGAAAAACUGCCAAACAUCAAAGUGCCACUGAUUUUUCAAAGGGCUUCGGGGGCAAAUUUGGCGUUCAAAAAGACAGGCAAGAUCAAAGUGCGAAGGGGUGGAAUCACAUUGAAAAAGUCGAGAAGCACGAGUCUCAGACGGAUUAUUCGAGAGGUUUUGGAGGCAAGUACGGAGUGGAAAGUGAUAAGCAAGACAAAGCAGCUGUUGGAUACGAUUACGAAGGAAAAGUCAAGCUUCAUGAGAGUCAAAAUGCAGCGGGAUCAAAACCGAAGGCGCCAGCGAAAGCAUCCGAUUUGCGAAGCAGAUUUGAGAAAAUGGCGAUGGAACAGGAAGAAAAGGCGAAGGUAGAACGAGAGGCAGCGCAAAAGGCGCGAUUUGGCCGAGAUGCUGCAGAAAGAAAAGAGCAAGAGCGAAAAGAAGCUGUGGAAAGAAAUGCACCAGCUCCUGUUGCACCUGCUCCAGCGGCGAGUGUUGAAGAGGACGUUCCAAGAACUUCGGUUUCCGCAGCAAGACAAGCGUUUAUGAACCAGCAAGCCCCUGCUCCAGCUCCUGUUCAACCAACUCAGAGAAGGAGGAGUAACAUUUACUCGACUUCUCAAGAACCUGAGCCACCAGCGCCUCAGCCCGUUGCUCCAACUCCACCAGCUCCAGUGAGGCAACCAGAACCCGCGCCGGAGCCUUAUUACGAGCCCCCAGCUCCCGUCGCCGCAGUCAGACAGCCUGAACCAGAGCCAGAGCCGUAUUAUGAACCGCCCGCACCUGUUCAAGAAGCAGCUCAAUAUCAAGAACCUCCGCAACCGACGUUUAAUGAUUCUGUUCCAGCGCCGGCGCCACAAAAUGAUUAUCAAGAGGAUAUUUAUUCGAUGCCACCUGCUCCAGAAGAGGAACAGACGUAUUUUGAACCCCCUGUUGACCCUGUUCCUGCGAAAAAGUCGGCUCCUCCACCACCACCUCCAGCACAACCACAAUUUGAUCAAGGAAUAUGUGCGGUAGCACUUUGGGAUUACCAAGCUGAAGAAGAAGACGAAAUCACUUUCGAUCCCGGUGAAACAAUCACACAAAUUGAAAUGAUCGACGAGGGUUGGUGGAAAGGCACUUGCCGUGGGCACACAGGCAUUUUCCCCGCAAAUUAUGUCGAACUGAAACGAUAA
This is a messenger RNA of Oikopleura dioica, 1446 nucleotides long. The record is from the annotation of a GenBank genome assembly. NCBI's taxonomy places the organism in Eukaryota, Metazoa, Chordata, Appendicularia, Copelata, Oikopleuridae.